Molecule: messenger RNA, 2751 nt
Organism: Nannizzia gypsea CBS 118893
Lineage: Eukaryota; Fungi; Ascomycota; Eurotiomycetes; Onygenales; Arthrodermataceae
Product: DENN domain-containing protein
Exons: 3
Coding region: 1-2751 (916 amino acids)
Biological process (GO): regulation of Rab protein signal transduction
Cellular component (GO): cytoplasmic vesicle
Source: RefSeq, a predicted model, not a curated record
AUGGCUCCCUCGUUGCGAGAGCGAGCCUCGUUUGUGCGGCCAACGACCAAAGAGCGACCGGUCACCCGCGAGCAGGCAGAGUCCCUUACGAUCCCUAGCCGGACGUCCUCGCUGCACUCACGGAUAACACAGCCAAUUCCCUCGACAUUGAACGUAAAGCCGGUGCAGAAGACGCCCAAGACGCUCACUCAUGCGUACAUGGUCUGCGGUGUUGGCCGCGAGCCCUCGCAGUGGGUGAAGGCCCCGCCGCCGUCGCAGGGCAAGAUAGGCCAUAUGAAGGGCGCCGUUGGGCAGUUCUGGCUGCCAGAGAUCUUGGGCAGCAGCCCGAGACUCGAGCAGGAUAACGAGAUAGCAAAGUCACUACAUGCCGCUAUGCGAGCUUGUUUCCCCCAUGAUGUCGAAAUAUGCACCGGCAAGAACCAGCCUCACUGUGUUCACCACUCGUUUGUCCUCCAGCAGGACUCUUCACACACGCUCUACGGCAUUGCCCUGAAGGUCUGGUCUCGGGCAGAUGAGAAGCGUGCAGAGACUAUCAGGGAGCUGCGUAAGAAGACAGAAUCCAACUUCUAUGACAACGCAGACGAGAUAUACUGGAUCCCAUACUGCCUCAGUUUCCUAUCCAGAUACCCCCUUUACAACCUCCUUGGUGACUACCUCCGUGGAAUGUGGAUCCAUUGGAACAAGGCCACCAACUUGUUCCAUGCAGAGGAAGUGUCCAGAAUCCUCAGCUUCCCAGCACCUCGUCUUAACGACUUAGUGCGUAUUGACAUGAAGGACUAUGCCCUGUGCUAUCAGUUUCCUUCGUCUCCCACCGGCUACCAAAACUUUGCCAUGUGGCCGUUGUUCUGCUGCCUUUCCAUUCCAAACAUUGUGGGUGUCAUCGAAGCGGCCGUUUCCCCUACUCGCAGGAUCAUCUUCGUCAGCCAUUACCCUGCCAUCUUGACUGUUGCCACUGAGACUAUCCGUUACUGCGUCCGCGUGUACGAGUGGAGUGGCCUGUAUAACCCUGUUGUGCAUGCCAGGCACGUCAAGGAGCUCGUUGAAGAGCCUGGCCCGUACAUCCUUGGUGUAACCACUGAAUGCCGAGACCUGUUCACUGCACCCACUGAUGCAUUGGUGAUUGACCUGGAUCGCAACUUUGUAUUAACCUCAAGCCCUCCAAAUAUCCUCACUCAGGGCCAGAGAAAUAAGAUGAUCACUCGCCUGACCCAGGCUUUGAAUGGAGAGGUGACUCCAAGCGGACCACCUGCCCAUCUUCGAUCUGCUUAUGGUGGUGGAAAGCUGGUCCCAGCUGGUCAGAUCAUCGUCAUGAGGGGAGAGGUUGAAAGUGUCCAGGACCCCCAGUGGUGGAACCAGGACGCUGUCAUGGCCGUCAUGGACCAUGUUUGCGAAAAAUUGGGCCGCAAUACUGGUUUGAAGGCUGUGUUUGGAGGAUCGGUCAAGAAGCCAUUGAUGACCAAGGUGUCCAUGAGACAUCUGAAUGAGAUCGUCCGUGAACGUAACCAGUACUCUAGAGAUGCCCUUGAAGCCUGGCAAGACUUCAUCAACCUUAAGGGCAGAAUGGACACUGAGUUGACCAAGGUUACCAAACGCAACAACUUCCUCGUCGAGGAGCUCGAGACCUGGAAGCAGCAAUUCCUCAAGUUCCAGAAGUUUGCUGAACAACUCACUAAGGAGACCUCUGAGCUCAAAGUCAAGAUCGAAACUCAUAAGCGCGAGAGCCGUCGCCUUACUAGUCUUAUCGACCAACAGAAGGAUGAUAUCAUUCGUCUUACUCUGCGUCUAUCUGGCACUGAGAAGCAGCGUGAUGAUGCCCUGGAGGCUCUGGUACUCCAGCAGGAGAUUGCUGAGGAAUUGGAACGUGAAAGAAAGCGUAACGAAAAGGAGAUUGCUUCUCUGCAACAUACCAACUCAAAUCUUCUGCGUCAACGAGACGACGCCCAACGUGUCGUUAUUCACCUUCGCAGCCUCAUCAACGGGCAGGCCCACCACAUCGAGCACAUUGUUCGCUCCAUCGAUAACUCCCCUGAGCUAUCUCAGUACAUUGAGGACGGCCACGAUUUGUCAGGCGAGGAUACCGCCAGGGAUGAUGAUGAACCAUCCAAACCCCAAGACUCCGCCGGUAGAGCCAGCUCGAGCCGGAAAUCCAGCUCUCGUCUCAGUAACCGGUCCGCUACUCCGGCACAAUCAGAUGACGCCCCUACUGCAGACAACCGCAUGUUGAACGUCAACAAGAGAAGACGCUCCAUAAGACUAAGCAUGUCUGACGUAGCUGAUAGACAUCUCCGUGACAAGACCGAUGCAAUUGCAGAUAUCAUCCGCACCAUCAGCGAUCAGUGUGCCGCCGCCGUUGAAGGUCUCCAGCUCGCCCAGGCAGACUUCGAUUGCUCUGAGCUUUCCAAGCACUCCUCGGGCCAGGGAGUCAUGGAUUCCGACCGAACCAACGGAAGUGAGGCAGACGACAACGAGAGAUCCAAUCUCAGCCCCGAUGGCCGUCAGUCUACUAUUCCCCCUACCCCCGACCUUGUCCCUAACCGGUCAAGCACGUCCAUGUCCAUGGCUAGCAGCUCAACUUUCCAAGAGCGAUCAAGCCAACAGUAUGGACCGAACGAAAUUCCCACAAAAAUAGUAGAACAUGAUGAUGAGCAUGCUCAUGAGACAACGCAGGAAGAAGAAAACGUCAGCACAAUGGGCAAGUCGCCCAACGGCCAUAAUUACAUCAGGCCUGGGACGUCAACUCUAAUCGCAUAG